Messenger RNA from Kazachstania africana CBS 2517, 363 nucleotides. RefSeq names its product F1F0 ATP synthase subunit h (gene ATP14). The transcript has a single exon. The record is from RefSeq and is a predicted model, not a curated record. NCBI's taxonomy places the organism in Eukaryota, Fungi, Ascomycota, Saccharomycetes, Saccharomycetales, Saccharomycetaceae. Bases 1 to 363 code for a protein of 120 amino acids. Gene Ontology annotation, biological process: proton motive force-driven ATP synthesis.
AUGUUGUUUACACGCACGCUGGUGAGAUCGUCUACAACCGUAUUGAGGAAGUUCGGCACGACUCCCGGCCCCAGAAACCUAGUUAAGGACUUGUAUUUGAAAGAACUAGGUUCCAUGAACGUUACACAUAUUAAUAGUGCGCUCAGUUCCAAUCCAGCAUUGAAAGAGAAUAUCAUCGAUUGGACUCCUCCUAGUAAACCAAAGAUGCCUUCAACCGAAUUGGGAUCAACUAGUAUAGAUGACUAUGUGAAUCAGUCAGUCGAAACUAUGGAACCUCAAACCAAUGAGGAAGUGAAAGAAGACUUCGAAGAAGAUUGGCUCGUCAUUGAAAACACAGUAGAUGAUACACAGGCUGCUCAUUGA